AUGUCUUCAUUUGUUCUUUUUCCAUACCUUUGGUCAGAAUCUCUUUCUUCCUUCAUUUUUGCUUCUUUCCUUUUCUUUCAAACUUCAUUCAGCAUCUCUUUCCUUCUUUCUGAAUUAAAUUAUUUUUUAAUUAAAUUAUUUCUUCAUAUAUCUGUCCUUCCUUCACCUUUCCAUCGUUUAUUCUUUCUUCUUUCAUUCGUUUAUUCUUUCUUUCAUUCGUUUAUUCUUUGUUCUUUCAUUCGUUUAUUCUUUCCUUUCCAUCGUUUAUUCUUUCUUCUUUCAUUCGUUUAUUCUUUCUUUCAUUCGUUUAUUCUUUGUUCUUUCAUUCGUUUAUUCUUUGUUCUUUCAUUCCCUUUCCAUCGUUUAUUCUUUCUUCUUUCAUUCGUUUAUUCUUUCUUUCAUUCGUUUAUUCUUUGUUCUUUCAUUCGUUUAUUCUUUGUUCUUUCAUUCUUUAACACUUUCUUCUUUCAUUCUUUAAUUCUUUUUUCUUUCCUUCGUUUAAUUUUUUCGUUUUUCCAUUUUUUAUUCUUUUUUCUUUCAUUCGUUUUUCUUUUUUCUUUCCAACGUUUAUUCUUCCUUUUUUCCUUCUUUUCUUUUUUUUUUUCAAUAACUUUCUUUGAUCCUUUCUUCCUUCUUUCUUUUCUUCGAGUCACUUCUUGUUUUUCUUUUUCAUUUUCUUUCGUCAUGUCUUUCUUCUUUUAUUCCUCUUUAAUUUUCAUUGUUUUUCUUCCUUCGUUUUUUCUUCGUUCUAUUUUCUUCCCUCUUUUUUUCAACUUUUUUUCUAUUUUUUCCUUUCAUUCCAUUCAGAACUUUUAUUUUUAUUAUUUUAUCUUUUCUUUCCUUCAUUUCGUUUUCCUUUUUUCUUUUUUUCAUUCAUUAUCUUAUUUCUUUUGCUUCCUCAGUCAUUCACCCGACCAAUUUUCCCACCCUCAUUUAAUUUUCGGUCAUUUUUGUCUCUUUUUGACGAUCUUUUUAAAAAUUCAUUUUAUUUCCAUUGUUUUUUCUUCUUUUUCUCCUCCUCUUUCUUCUUUCUUCUCUUCACCAUGUCGUUCUUUUUACCUAGCUUCGUUUCCUUAUCUCUAUUCACUUUUCUGUUUCGUUCUGUGUCUCCCUUUCUCUCUCUUUUCCCUUUCCUCUCUUUUUUUCUUUCUUUCUUUUCAUUCACCAAUUCUUAUUCUUAUUCUUCUUCUUCACGUUUCAUUUUCUUUUCUUCUGCUCAACCAUUUUCUUUUACAGUUUGGGGUCCUUUCUUUUUGUCCAUUUUUCCUCCCCGUCAUCGUUUCUUCCUCUUACAGUCAUCUGUUAUUCUUUAGUUCAAUUUUGGAACUCGUAUUCUUACCUUCUAUUUUAUUUCAUCUAUCCUUAUCUUAUUUCAUCUAUCCUUCUUCCAUAAGUUCAUUUUGUUUUCUUUUUCAAAACUCAUUCCUUUUCCAUUCUUCCUGUCCUUUUAACGUUUUUCUAUUUAUGUUUCCUUCAAUAUAUUUUUCAUCACUCGAUCUUUAUUUCUUUCUCUCUUUUUUUUCAUUCGUUUAUUUUUCUUUCUUGCUUAGUAUUUUUUGCUUCAGGUUGAUUUUUCUUUCUUCUUUUUUUUUCUUUCCUUGUUUCUUUCUUCCUUUAUUUAUUUAUUUAUUCAUUUAUUUAUUUUCUCAUAGGCAUUCUCAUAACCUCUGGUCUAAUCUAUCUUUCUCUUUAUCGUUUUCCCUUUCUUUCUUUCUUUCUUUCUUUUAUUUAUUUAUUUAUAUUCCCACAUGCAUUCUCAUACUCUAUUUUUAUGCUCUCUAUUUGAUUAUUUCUUUCUAUUCCUUCCUUCCCUCUCCCCUUUCUAUCAUUACAUUGCUCUCUUUUCUUUUAUUGUUUGAAAUUAUAUUGCUAUUUGCCUGCUUCUUCUUCUUCUUCUUCUUCUUCUUCUUCUUCUUCUUCUUCUUCUUCUUCUUCUUCUCCUCCUCCUCCUCCUCCUUCUUCUUCUUCUUCUUCUUCUUCUCCUCCUCCUCCUCCUCCUCCUUCUUCUUCUUCUUCUUCUUCUUCUUCUUCUUCUUCUUCUUCUUCUUCUUCUUCUUCUUCUCACUUUAUUUCCCAUUUUUUCUCACCUCCCCGUUUCCCGUUCCCUUUGUUAUUCAUUUCCCAUUGGUCCUUAUUUAUCCCAUAAGCCAAUAUCUUCCCGCUCUUCUAAACCUUCUCUCUGGCUCCCUUGCCGUCUUUCCUCGUCUAUCUCCACCCACCUCCAUCUCCAUAUUUACUUCCUCUUUUCGUCAAACACUUUUCUCCAAAUGCUUGCCAAUGUUUUUACUUCAUUCUCUUUGCCUUUCACUCGUUCUUCUUCCACCACCAACCUCGUUCUACUUUUUCCCUUUUUUCUUAUUCUUCUUCUUCUUCUUCUUCUUCUUCUUCUUUGACGCCAUUUUUCAGAGUCCCCCUGUUGCCAUUCCGUUCUUCCUGAUUGCACUCAGCCAGCGGCCAUAUCUCCAAUAUCCAGUUCCGCAAUCCGUGCGCGAUUCUUUCACCGCCAUUAUAAUAAAUUUCUUCCUUCAUUCGUUCUUUCAUUCGUUCGUUCAUUUCUUAAUUCUUCGGGCAGAGAUGAAAACCGACCUUUAA
Molecule: messenger RNA, 2592 nt
Organism: Acanthosepion pharaonis
Lineage: Eukaryota; Metazoa; Mollusca; Cephalopoda; Sepiida; Sepiidae
Source: the annotation of a GenBank genome assembly